Molecule: messenger RNA, 1864 nt
Organism: Daldinia caldariorum
Lineage: Eukaryota; Fungi; Ascomycota; Sordariomycetes; Xylariales; Hypoxylaceae
Exons: 2
Coding region: 320-1684 (454 amino acids)
Source: RefSeq, a predicted model, not a curated record
GCUGGCUGGGUACGAUCAAAAUAUGAUGAUCACACCUUAGGCAAGUGCAAUCUUCCCGCAUACCUAUCUGGCAAUCACCGCGAGGACUUUCGACCUCGUCAGGUCCCACAUGCUUAUGUUGUUCCUGCAUGUGCAAACUUCUACUACCGCUUUAAUUUUAUGUUAGCAUUGAGGUAGCUAUUGAUUCGAUUUUCACUAUCUUAUUCUUUGCUAGUGUCAUUCUAUUGUUGGCCAUCCCGUCAUUAUCGCGUUAUGCUAGUUGGUAUUUAGACCAAUUCUUAUCCGAAUUGCCUACCUAAGCCAUUCGCCAUUCGCAAACAUGUCGUUUGAUGGGUCAUAUUCCGCAACAUUGAGCCCGGCAGUGUCCGAGACCUUCGGAUCCCACGUCCUGUCGAACUCGAUCACCUCCUUGACAUCUUCAACGGCAUCUCGGCCGUCGUCGAGUAGUAUCUCCAAAACAUACCGACAAGCCUCGCAAUUAUUCCUAACGCGUCGGCUUCCCGAAGCCUUGUCGACGGUAUUACCAUUAAUUACCCCAUCUACCGAACAUUCCAACGUAAAUGGAUUAACCGAACCAGCACUCGUGGCUCGAGCUUCGAAAUCGACAAGGAUAAAGGUAUGGAGUCUUUAUCUAACGAUUCUUAAUGCGAUAUUGGAGUUGGAUGCCGACGAAGGAAAAGAUGCAUUUGGCAGUCAAGAAUGGCGCACCAUAUGCAAGAAGGUGCGAGACGGCGACGUAUGGGAAGAAGUGGUGCAGUUCGGGUAUCAUGGCGUCGAAGGGGAGGUAGAUUCCGACGUGGUCAUAAACCUGGCGACUCUGCUUCUUGCACAUGCGAAAACACAGACAAUCAACCAGAAACGGCUGGAGAAUUACUUAGCCGCCUCAAGCACUCCAAACCUUGACAUAUCUAAACAGCUCGAGGCGACCAGAUCUCCGCGCUUGACUUCGCGAAGUCGAAGGUCCCAUUCUAAGAGUGGUGCUGAUACUCCCCGGGAUCUCAAUGCCAGAGUGAAGAUACUCGAACUGUACACACUCCACGUCUUAUUACGUAAUAAUGAAUGGGACUACGCCAGAGAGUUUAUUAGCUCAAGCGCAGUACUAGAUGAAGAGCGGAGGGAAGCUUUUUUGCAAGCCCUUCAAAGUCUACAGGAAGAGCAGCAAGAAGCGGAACGGAAGGAACGGGAAGAGAAGCAGAGGCAAGAGGAAAAACUGCAAAAAGAUAUCGAAGAGGCUAGGAGAUUGAGAGCGGAGAAUGAAGCAAGGGAACGACGUCGAUUAAACGAAGAAAGGGUUAAACGAGAAGGCGCCGAGGUCGACUACGGCAUCGAAAACACCCCGAGCACUCCGAAAGCGAGAAAUAAGGCUCGAACCGAUUCUAAUGGUUCUGCGUUAUCAAGGCCAUCUAAGCCAUCAACUCCCAAGGAGAAGAAAGUUGCAGCACGGCCAAGUCUUACUGCACGAGCUGUGAUGAUCAUAUCAAACCUUCGCAACAUCAUCGAACAGAUGAGCGCUACGUUCAAAGCCAACCCUGUGAUGCUGGUGAGGCUGUUGGCUUUCGUUGUCGGCAUAAUUGUUAUGUUUGGAAAGAAAAGUGUUCGAGAACGUGUUCGCCAGGUUCUCGGUACGGGUUGGAAUAAGGUUAAAUCAACGGCUGGUAUGGGGGUUAAGGUGAGCUACAUCUAGUAGAUGGGUUUUAAUAUGGCUUUCUGUAGAUCAUCCUCUUUCAGCGGGUAAUAAUCACUUUGGAAUAAAAGGAUAAUUAGUAUCCUGAACGAAGCAUAUGGCUUACGUUUGCGCGGGAAGGUUUUUUUUUAACGAGAAUAAUUGCUUUGUAUUGGUCAUAAAUUAGGUAACUCAAUGUCA